This is a messenger RNA of Protopterus annectens (West African lungfish), 4528 nucleotides long. RefSeq names its product phosphorylase kinase regulatory subunit alpha 1 (gene PHKA1). The transcript is spliced from 36 exons. Gene Ontology annotation, biological process: glycogen metabolic process. Lineage: Eukaryota; Metazoa; Chordata; Ceratodontiformes; Protopteridae. Bases 240 to 4064 code for a protein of 1274 amino acids. The record is from RefSeq and is a predicted model, not a curated record. Gene Ontology annotation, cellular component: phosphorylase kinase complex. Gene Ontology annotation, molecular function: calmodulin binding.
CGCUUCUCGUAAGCGCAGUGACUAUGGAAUGACCCUUAGUCACGCGCGCUCAUUAAAGCGUGCCCGUGCGUGUGCACAGUGCUGGUCCAAGGAGGAGGAAGAAGUUGUUAAGUGUGUUAUGAAAGGAGUUAACAGUAAACAACGAAAAAGUAUUCAGUAUUAUACCCAGAAAGUGGAAGGAGUCUGACCAGUAUAUUCCGUUGAGUGUAUAUGACAUUGUGUUCUUGACAGACUUGAAAAUGAGAAGCAGGAGUAAUUCAGGAGUGAGAUUGGACAGCUAUGCUCGACUUGUACAGCAAACAAUUCUUUGUCAUCAGGACCCAGUGACAGGAUUGCUUCCUGCAAGCAGCGAGGUGAAGGAUGCUUGGGUUCGUGACAACGUCUAUACCAUACUUGCAGUCUGGGGACUAGGUUUGGCAUAUCGUAAAAAUGCAGACAGAGAUGAAGAUAAAGCAAAAGCCUAUGAGCUGGAGCAGAAUGUGGUGAAGCUGAUGAGAGGUCUGCUACAGUGUAUGAUGAGACAGGUAGAGAAGGUGGAAAACUUUAAGUACAGCCAGAGUACAAAUGAUGCUCUCCAUGCCAAGUACAACACCAAGACGUGUGCCACAGUGGUAGGAGAUGAUCAGUGGGGGCACUUACAAGUAGAUGCUACAUCCCUGUAUCUUCUCUUCCUAGCACAGAUGACUGCAUCAGGUCUUCACAUUAUUUACACACUGGAUGAAGUUAGCCUCGUGCAGAAUCUUGUGUUUUACAUUGAGACAGCUUACAAAACUGCUGACUAUGGCAUGUGGGAACGUGGUGACAAGACCAAUCAAGGAAUAGCUGAGCUGAAUGCAAGUUCCGUGGGCAUGGCAAAGGCAGCGCUUGAAGCCUUAGAUGAACUUGAUCUCUUUGGUGCCAGUGGAGGUCCACAGUCAGUAAUACAUGUCUUAUCUGAUGAAGUACAGCAUUGUCAGUCCAUUCUCCAUUCACUCUUACCAAGGGCUUCGACUUCUAAGGAAAUUGAUGCUGGACUCCUGUCAGUUAUAUCAUACCCGGCAUUCGCUGUGGAGGAUAUUGAAUUGGUUCACAUUACUAAGAAAGAAAUUAUCUCAAAAUUACAGGGUCGGUAUGGCUGCUGUCGUUUCCUUCGAGAUGGUCAUAAAACUCCAAGAGAGGAUCCAACACGACUGUAUUAUGAACCAGCAGAGCUAAAGCUGUUUGAGAAUAUUGAGUGUGAAUGGCCCCUUUUCUGGACUUACUUUAUCCUAGAUGGAUUGUUUAGUAACCGCUAUGAGCAGGUUCAGGAGUACAGGGAAGCCCUUGACGGAAUUCUCAUAAAAGGAAAAAAUGGAAUCCGGUUGAUGCCAGAAAUUUAUAGCGUGCCAGCAGACAAGGUGGAUGAAGAAUACAGGAACCCCCACACUGUUGAUAGAAUCCCAUUGGGCAAAUUGCCGCAUAUGUGGGGACAGUCCUUGUAUAUCCUGGGAUGCUUGUUGGCAGAGGGUUUUUUGGCACCUGGUGAAAUUGACCCUCUAAACCGAAGGUUUUCAACAGUUGCAAAGCCGGAUGUAGUUGUUCAAGUUUCCAUUUUGGCUGAAACAGAGGAAAUAAAAGAAAUUUUAAGGAACCAUGAUAUCCAUGUAGAUACAGUGGCCGAUGUAUAUCCAAUACGAGUACAGCCUGCUCGAAUUCUGAGUCACAUCUAUGCAAGGUUGGGUCGUCACAGCAAACUAGGUCUGAGUGGCCGUCCUUAUCGACACAUGGGAGUUCUUGGUACCUCAAAACUGUAUACCAUCAGAAAUCACAUAUUUACUUUUACUCCUCAGUUCAUAGACCAGCAGCAGUUCUACCUGGCACUUGACAAUAAAAUGAUUGUGGAAAUGCUCCGCACUGACCUUUCCUACCUCUGUGGACGCUGGAGAAUGACUGGUCGUCCAACUGUGACAUUCCCUGUCUCGCGAACUAUGCUAACGGAAGAUGAAACAAGUGUGGAUCCUGCAGUUCUUUCAACGCUACGAAAAUUACAGGAUGGUUAUUUUGGUGGUGCUAGAGUUCAGACAGGUAGGUUGUCGGAGUUUCUCACAACUUCCUGCCGGACACACCUGAGCUUCAUGGAUCCAAGACCCGAUGGUAAGCUUUUAGAUGAUUUUGAAGACAUCAGUGUCCAUCACAACUAUGAGUCCAGCUCUGAGGAUUCUGUGCAUGGCUUACACUCCCUAGAUGAUGUUGAUGCCAGUGAUGAACUGACACAGUAUUUAGAUCAUCUACUGGAGAGAACAACACCCAAAGCUAACUUGCCUCCAUCUUCUAAGAAAGGGGGUCUAAGUCGUUUCCGGGCUGCAGUCCAAACUACGCAGGAUCUCAUUUCUCUAGAGUCCCAGGCAAAAGGACUCAAUGUACAAAAUGUUCAGCUAUAUCUCCCCACAAAAGUAUUUUGGAGUCCUCAGCCUUCCCUUAAUUUACUGGAGUCUUCACAUAGUCCACUUCACGAAAACAAGAGUUCAGCCUUUAAUCACCUAGACCUACCCAAGGAUGCUUUUGGGAAUAUAGACUUCGAUGCUUUAGUGCAACAGCUGAAACAGUGUCCGUCUUUACAAGACCAGGCAGAUAUUUUAUAUCUUCUGUAUAACAUGAAGGGUCCUGACUGGGACACACAACUCUAUGACCAGCCAGGUACAACAGUAAGAGACAUUCUUAUAGAACUGUACAGCAAGGCUGGUUCCACCCAUCAGUGGAGUCUGAUUCGUAGCAUUUCAGGCAUGCUGAAGAAAAAAGUUGAAGCUCUUGAUGAGGCUUGUACAGAUCUUUUGUCUCACCAGAAACAUUUAACAGUUGGGUUACCUCCUGAGCCACGUGAAAAAACAAUAUCUGCGCCUCUACCUCUUGAUGAGCUCACAAAAUUGAUUGAUGAAGCCAGUGGACAGACUAUCAGCAUAGCAGUUCUUACUCAGGAAAUAAUGGUAUAUCUGGCAAUGUAUAUGAGAACACAACCUUCCCUGUUUUCUGAAAUGUUUCGUCUAAGAAUUGGAUUAAUAAUUCAAGUUAUGGCAACAGAGCUGGCUCAAUCUCUUAAUUGUUCAGGGGAAGAAGCAACUGAGAGCUUAAUGAACCUGAGUCCUUCAGAUAUGAAGAACCUUCUCCAUCAUAUCCUCAGUGGCAAGGAGUUUGCGGUGGAGAGAAGCACACGUUCCAUAGACUCUGCUCUUAGCCCUGCUAUUUCUAUCCGGGAGACUGGUGCAGUUGGAGCUACAAAGAGUGAGCGUGCAGGAAUCAGCAAGCUGAAGAAUGAGAUGAAGCAGUUAAAACAACGUAGGCUAUCACUUCAAGCUGAAGUUCAGCACGACAAAUACAAACUUUCUGUCCCAUCUGAGUAUCAGUUUCAGAAACGUAGGUCAUCCUCACCAUUUGAACAGCAGUCGGAUCAGUCCAUCAGCUUCCAGACCAUCGACGGGGACAUAAGUCUUACACCAACUACAUCUCUGCUUUCAAGUCCCACUUCAUCAUCUCCAGAAUUCUUUCCUAACACUCCCUUCAGAGAUCAACCAGUGAAAGAUAGUCGUCAGGGACAGUGGGUCCGGAGAAGGCGGCUGGAUGGUGCAUUAAAUAGGGUUCCUGUUGGAUUCUAUCAAAAAGUCUGGAAGAUUUUACAAAAGUGCCAUGGGCUGUCAAUUGAAGGCUUUGUCCUUCCAUCUUCAACAACAAGAGAGAUGACUCCUGGUGAGAUAAAGUUUUCUGUUCAUGUUGAAUCUGUUUUGAACCGUGUUCCUCAGCCUGAAUACAGACAACUCCUAGUUGAAGCUAUUCUGGUACUUACCAUGUUGGCAGAUAUUGAAAUUCACUCUAUUGGUGGGAUCAUUCAUGUGGAAAGGAUUGUUCACACGGCAAAUGAUUUAUUUGUUCAAGACCAGAAAGCACUGGGUGCAGAUGGUGAUAUACUGGACAAAGACCCCACUAAUGGAAUCUGCAAACUGUUCUAUGACAGUGCACCUAGUGGACGUUUUGGAACUAUGACCUACCUCUCCAAAGCUGUUGCUAUCAAUGUACAAGAGUUUCUUCCCAGCAGUGGAUGUUCAAUGCAGUAGUUUACAUAAAAGUCAGUGGUGUACUGCUACUGAGAUGUGUUUCUGAAGUGAGAUGCCUGAGAGUGCCUCCCUCUGUAUUGGGUACUUAGUGCUAUUGAAUUUACACUUCUGAUGCAUAUUACCUCAGGGUCUGAGGUUUGCUGGUUUAAGUGCCUUCUGCUUGGGAAGAAAAAGGUGUUACUUUUAAGAUCAGCCUACAACAGUGUUAAAAUGUAGCAUGGUGUUUUUAUUUAGGAGACUGAAGUUGCUUGAAGAAGAUACUGCUUAGUGCAUGAACCAUUGUUGUUAUGUGCUAAUGUAAAUGGUCUAUGAAUUCUGUCCACAGUGUGGAGAUGAUGUGUAUAAAGAAAGACGGCAUGAAUCAGUUGCUACUAUAAAGUCUUAUAAACUUUGAAGCCAGGAUUAUGUUCCUAGCUGUGCUGCUAAGUCAUUGACUACAACAAAAAAAUAAAUAAUAAAAUGUG